AUGCUUAAAUCCGAUCACAAGAUGGAAAAGCACUUCACCUCUUCAUCAAACCUUAGAAACCACCAAAUAGUCCAUAAAGGAGAGAAUUCUUAUAGCUGCGAUCAAUGUGGGAAGAGAUUUACUCGAUCAUACUCCUUGACUGUACACAAGAGAAUACACACUGGAGAGAAACCAUACCCCUGCACUGAAUGUGGGAAAAGCUUUAAGACCUCACCUGAACUGAUGACACACCAGAGAACACACACAGGAGAGAGGCCUUAUGGCUGUGACCAGUGUGGGAAAAGCUUUACCACCUCAAGUGAACUGAUAUUACACCAGAGAACACACACAGGAGAGAGGCCUUAUGGCUGUGAUCAGUGUGGGAAGAGAUUCACUCAGUCAUCAAACCUGACUAUACACAAGAGAAUACACACUGGAGAGAAACCUUACCACUGCUCUGACUGUGGGAAAAGCUUUACCACCUCAAGUGAACUGAUAUCACACCAGAGAACACACACAGGAGAGAGGCCUUACCACUGCUCUGACUGUGGGAAGUGUUUUGCUCAAUCGGGAACAUUGAAAGUGCACCAGAGAAUGCACACAGGAGAGAGACCUUAUAGCUGUGAUCAGUGUGGGAAGAGAUUCGCUCAAAUUGGAACCCUGACUUCACAUCAGAGAACACACUGAUGGGGUUGGGAGAGGUCAAAGGGCACCUUUAGAAGUUUGGGGCCCCAAGGCCUUGAGCGGGGUGUUGAGGAUUGACAGUAGUAAGCAUAGUAUUAUUUGUGAUAUAUCUGGGUGCAGUUCACACACAAAUUGCAAAGCCUGCUUCUUAGUGUUUUCUAGGCCCAUAGAGUUUGAUAAGAGUGGCCUCACUCCCUACUGGGGAGUCACUGAGAGGUCCACCUCCACCUCUUAUACUGUAAUGUACUUCUAAUAUACUGUUGCAUUUUAUACUGUAAUGUACUUUUCCUAUGCUGUUGUUUCAUUUUAUACUGUAAUGUACUUCUUAUAUUCUGUUUCAUUUUAUAAUGUAAUGUACUUCUCAUAUACUGUUGUUUCAUUUUGUACUGUAUAAAAUCAUGUAUCAUAUCACUUGAUAUGUUUGUCAAGCUUUGUGUAAGAGCUAUUUAAGAU
Molecule: messenger RNA, 1116 nt
Organism: Coregonus clupeaformis (lake whitefish)
Lineage: Eukaryota; Metazoa; Chordata; Actinopteri; Salmoniformes; Salmonidae
Product: zinc finger protein 239-like
Exons: 2
Coding region: 1-666 (221 amino acids)
Biological process (GO): regulation of transcription by RNA polymerase II
Cellular component (GO): nucleus
Molecular function (GO): DNA-binding transcription activator activity, RNA polymerase II-specific; RNA polymerase II cis-regulatory region sequence-specific DNA binding
Source: RefSeq, a predicted model, not a curated record